This is a messenger RNA of Struthio camelus australis, 4622 nucleotides long. NCBI's taxonomy places the organism in Eukaryota, Metazoa, Chordata, Aves, Struthioniformes, Struthionidae. The record is from RefSeq and is a predicted model, not a curated record.
UUUGCCUAAACUGAGUUGAGGGGUAACUCAAAAAGUCUGAAAGUCGGUACUUUCAGACUUGUUUCCAGUUUUUUGUUAGGAAAGUGAUUUCUUGCUGCGCAAAGCUAAUGUUGACUGUGAUGUUUUGUUGUCCGCGGCUGACAGGGCGCUGGGAUGAGCGCGCUCUGUGUUAACAUGGCACUAGUAGAAGCUUAACGUUUGCAGUUCAAUUCAGCAGACUCAUCUGUUGAUUUCCUGCUUGUCUUUCAUUCUCGUUCUGUGAUUCUUCUGUUCCUUUGCUCCCAAAUUGCAGGGCUGACGUAGGCUGUGCGGAAGCAGCCCUUCUGCAGCUGCCGACCUUCAUGCGCAGCAUUUUGGUGUUUCUCUUAAACACCUGUCUACAAAUGAUAUUUCAAAUUGACAUUUGUUUCUGUAUACUCUAAAGCGACUUGUGAGCAGGAUAACGCUGCGUUCAAGUCUAUUAGACUGCUGUUAGUUGAGGUCAGUCUCCUGUGUGUGUUUAUAAGCGUGCUUACUUUGCAAUCUGUUUGGUCAGAGUUGUUAAUUAUUCCUUAAUUAUAUCUUCAGAAACAGGCUUGUUCUCGUGGUCUGUGCAUGCUGUAUGUUGUCAGCCGGAUGGUGCCUGUUUUGUGUGUUUAAUAAAACGCAAACCAAAACUUUGAGUUCAUGAACUUCCGGAAGCAGAUGUCCCUCAUAAAACUGUGCCACAGAAGGAAGUUGCAAAACUUUUUCUUUGCAGUUCUUCUUUCCGAUUCAGAGAGAGCAGGAGACAUCUCCACCGGUAACGCUUAUUUCUAGGGUUAGCACAACUCCUUGAGCAGUCUGUCCGCUUCUUUAACCCACUGCCUGCGCCAGAUACGUAACAAACGGCUUUCUGCCAGGGAACUAACUCGUUCUAGAGCUGUUUUUUGAGUGGGGAGGGGGGCGGGAGAAACACGUCUGCGUCUUGGAAACCACCUGUAAAACAGAGUGAUUACAAUUGUUUUUAUGGGGUAAAACUUCCCAGAUUUUCUUCUCCUUCUCAAACCAAUUGCUCUUGGCGGGUAGUAAUGGGACUUGGCAAAGAUUUGGGGUACUCGGAGGGGAGGCACGUGAAGGUGCAGGACGCCUUGCUGACCUACAUCCAGCAUCGCCGGGUAAAGCAGAGGAUUCUUGAGGCCUUCUUGGUGCAAUAUUGCUGACCUCGGAAAAUUCUCCUAACGAUGUCUGAGGUUUCUAGGUUAGUUUUCAAACUCCUCUCUGUAAGUCCCGUAAAUGAGUCCCAUCCUUUUAAGUGAAAAAGCUGGAAGUCUUGUCUAAUGUUUCAAGGAAUUAAGCAACGGGGAGUGGGGCAGGUAAUUUAGCACAUGCAGAUCUUGCCAUAGGUUACUUUUUCAGGUGGUAAUACUGACUCAUUCUUCAUUGUGAAUGCUGCAAUAAGGAAUUAAACUAAAACCAGUUUAUACCUGUUUUAUCACUGAAAAGCUAAAAACUGAUAUUCGGCAUGUGUAAAUAAUGGAUUUAUAGCAGGAAGCGAUCUUGUUCCCUCCAGCAGAGGGAGGGGGGCAUGUCUAUAGCGAUUAACCGUGAUUGUCUUCCAUAUAACAAAAGUUGCGCUGUCCCGCAUGUUAGCUGCGGAGACUCAGCGUGCUUUAUGGUUCCAGCUCUUGUUUGUCGCGUGACAAGGUGCAGCUGUAGCAAAGAUAAGUACGGGUUUCUGACCUUCCUUUCCAGCUACUUUGCUGAUACAAAUGGUAAGAGGUGACCAUGGACAGAGAACUGGAUCUUAAUAUUUUGGGUAUACUUAAAAUUCCCAAACCUAGGAAGGGGCAAACUCUUGUUGCACUGAACUUGAUUUGUUUUCCUGUCAAGCGUAGGGCUCAGUACAUCUCCUGCGAGAGAGGAGUAAGGCAUAAGCCCUUACUCCAAACACAGACAAGUUGGCACGCUUGCCCUAAUGGUGUGCACCCGGGCGGUGGGGAGAACGGGUUGUCUGAUGUGUGCAUAUGCUUGUACACGUUACCAUUAAAAUACAAAUGUAAGGUUUCAUUUCCUUGUCCGACACAUUCUGAUUAGUGGACUGGCACUCAGUAUAUUCACAAAACUAACUUGUUCAGUGUUUCUGAUCAACAGCAACUAACAAAUCCUUGUUUCCUCUUGUAGCACUCCAUCUCUCCAGGACUGUAAUGUUACAGCCUACAGGACUGUUAUCCUACAGCUAUAGGAUCAGAAACAUCUUCCUGCCAAAAUAAGUGGAAAAUGUUCUCAUCCUUUCUUAAAAUUCAUUUGCCUGCAUGAAAUUUCAAUUUCCUGGCAGAGACCGCGUUUGAUUUUCAACCUGAUUUUCAUCCAUUUGAAAAUUAACAUUUUAACAGCAACAAAAGUGUUCAGUAUUGCCCUGAAGACUCAUUUAGCCAUAUAAAUUAAUAUAAAUGCUGCCUGCUCUCAUUGUAGCUGGUGCCUUUCCUUGCUUGCAGCUUGACACUUACUGAAAGAUGUCAGCGAUUGGGGUAGCAGCCUCCUGCUCCGGUCUCCGUCCUGGUGUGUGGCUGUUGAAACCAGGCGUGCACAAGAUGCGCUCCCUUGGCUUCCAUACGGCAGCCAGGUGCGCUGCCAAGGAUUACUACGAGGUUCUCGUGCUGGGUGGAGGCACUGGUGGAAUCACCAUGAGUGCUCGGAUGAAGAGGAAAGUGGGGGCAGGAAAUGUGGCUGUUGUUGAGCCAAGUAAGACUCAUUACUAUCAGCCGCUCUGGACUCUGGUUGGUGCUGGUGCAAAGCAGCUGGCAGCUUCUGCACGACCAACAGAGAGUGUAAUGCCUCAAGGUGUCGAAUGGAUCAAAUCUCGAGUUACAGGGCUGGAUCCAGAUAAGAACUGUGUCUGGCUGGAGAAUGAUAAAAAGAUAUCUUACAAGUAUCUGAUAAUUGCCCUUGGAAUCGGUCUGCAUUAUGAAAAGAUCAAAGGCUUGCCUGAGGGUUUUCAUCACCCAAAAAUAGGUUCCAAUUAUUCAGUUCAUACAGUAGAGAAAACAUGGAGAGCUUUGCAAGAUUUCAAGGAAGGAAAUGCCAUCUUCACUUUUCCAAACACUCCAGUGAAAUGUGCAGGGGCUCCUCAGAAAAUCAUGUAUUUAUCAGAGGCCUACUGGAGGAAAACAGGAAAACGGUCCAAAGCAAACAUAGUGUUCAAUACUUCGCUGGGUGUCAUUUUUGGUGUUAAGAAGUAUGCUGAUGCAUUGCUUGAGAUAAUAAAGGAGAGGAAUAUUGCUGUCAACUAUAGACGCAACCUUAUUGAAGUUCGAGCAGACAAGCAGGAAGCUGUGUUUGAAAACUUGGACAAACCAGGAGUCACUGAAGUUCAUCAGUAUGAAAUGCUUCAUGUCACACCCCCAAUGGGGCCACCUGAGGUACUCAUCAACAGUCCUGUCUCGAAUGAAGUUGGCUGGGUAGAUGUAGAUGCGGAAACUCUACAACAUAAAAAGUAUCCUAAUGUAUUUGGUAUUGGAGACUGCACCACCCUUCCAACAUCAAAAACGGCUGCAGCUAUAGCUGCCCAGUCUGGAGUGCUUGAUAAAACUAUUUCUAUGGUAAUGAAGAACCAGUUACCAACUAAAAAGUAUGAUGGAUAUACUUCCUGCCCACUAGUCACAGGCUAUAACAAAGUGAUUCUAGCAGAGUUUGACUACAAUGCUCAGCCACUGGAGACGUUUCCCAUUGACCAGAGCAAGGAGAGAGUAACCAUGUACCAUAUGAAAGCUGAUAUAAUGCCACUUCUCUACUGGAAUGCAUUACUCAAGGGCUACUGGGGAGGACCAGCUCCUUUCAGGAAGCUAAUGCAUCUAGGCUUAAAGUAACUGCUGGUUCUUGAUGCUGGUCAACACCUUUGAAGAAAAAGGACUGAUCUCUGAAUGGAUCAAUACGUAUCCUUCCUCUUAACCUACUUUCUGGCUGACUGAUGUGUUUUUUUUUUGUUUUGUUUUUUGUUUUUAAAUCACACUUUUCUCAGAUUCAGUUUCCCCUUUUAGGGAUUAAGCCUUGCUUGCUGUUUCCUCACUACUCUUCUACUUAGAGCAAUGGCUUAAGAUGCUUCCAUACCUUCACAGGAGUUUGAACCAAAGUGCAAACUUGCCUUAAGCUACAGGACACUACUGAAGUCUUCUGCCACAAUCACUAAACUUAAACCUGUUGUGUAUAUAACUCCAGGUAACAGGCUAUCUUUUAGAUGAGUAAAUCGAUAUGUGCACUGGAUUUAACACAAUAAAUGAAUGUCAGUAAAAUGGUCUCAAAAGUAUUUUUGAAAUAUGAGCCAAAUCAAUCCUGAUUUCUUCAGCAAGAAGCAUGGUUGCUCUCUAACUAUAGAUGGAUUACAGAAGUUAGUGCACGUUACUGAAGGGGAAUGCCUCUCAAGCCCUCCACGUUUUUCUAGACUCACUUAAGGUUUCUUUUGAGACCCUAACACUAGCCCUGACCUAUUUUCCUCAGACAAGAACCAAAGCGGUUACAUUAGAUUCAACUUUGUUUUGUGCCACCUUUUAGGGAGAUCUUCUCUGCUGAUAAGAAAAUGUAUUUUCACAAGAGCCUCAUCUAUGCUAAUUCCCAGUGUAAAGCAGUGUAUAUACUAGCAUAAUUGUGAUAGCUUUUCACUGUUA